Coregonus sp. 'balchen' is the source of this 1540-nucleotide messenger RNA. NCBI's taxonomy places the organism in Eukaryota, Metazoa, Chordata, Actinopteri, Salmoniformes, Salmonidae. The record is from the annotation of a GenBank genome assembly.
AUGGCCAACUCUGCUGAGCUGACGAUGGAAUAUGGUAAAAAAAAACAUAUAGCAAAUUCCUUAUAAAAUGUUGGACUACCUGUAUUCUCUCGGGAUGCUUUGCUAAAACAGCAGCAAAGUAGGGCUAAAGUUGUUGGGGGUCGAGCUGCUAAAGAGCUAAAGUUAGUCUAGGAGGCUACAACAAGCUAAUGCAGAUAGCUAGCUAGUUUAGCUAAUAACAAACCACCUUAUGUGUCUUUCUUCAGAUGUGACAGCCCCCCUUCCAUUUAUUGCUGCAGAGACACACGGAGGGCCUGACUUCUCACUAACUCAAGCUUUAGAAGAUGUCUCUCAACAAGGAUAUGCCCAGAUUGUGGCCCUCCAGGAGAAACAACAAGUGCUCAGCUCUCUCCAGGUGAAUCUCUCCUUACCUGCUAACACACUGACCAGUAAAAUGUAAAAACUCCAUAAACCAUUUUUUGUUUGCAUCUGCUACCAGGCCAUACUAUCAGACAUUGAGAAGAAAGGCAAAGAAGCUGAAGUGGAGUUAAAAUCCAAAGUGAGGCAGAUUCUCAUCCUGGAGGGUGAGAUGGAACACCUGCAGCGACACAUGCAAGACCUGGGCUUGCGUUCCAUCACCGCCUACAACGAAAACACAGAGCUCCGACUGCUGAUUGAGGAAGAGGAGGACAACUCCCGCUGCAUGCUGGCCGGUUACAACACCUACCGGAACAAGAUGGAGGGCCACCGGGCAGCCGUCUUGCAAGCGGAGAGCCAGACGAGGGCUCACAGGGAGCUAGUGGAGAAGAGGGCUCUGGUCAGAGUGCUCACAGAGAGGAGAGAAGAGCUGAGGGCUGACCUGGAGAACCCAGAGGGGAAUGCUGUGAAGCAGGCACAGGUCAGAGCAGCUGAGGAACCAGGGUAGAAGUUGACAGAUUACAGUCAUAUGGGAUUUUUUAUUUUUUUUACUUUAAUUUGGUCCAGUGAUCCCUGUCUUAUCCACUUCAACCGUUCCGCAAGUCGUUGUCGUGAAUCAAUAAUAAAACUGCGAUCUCUUGACAGAAAGAGAUGGAUGACCUGAGGGGGCAGAUCUCAGCCCGGAGGAAGAUGGUGACUGAGAGAAGAGAGCUGAUCCUGAAGGAGUUUGAGAGUCACACACUGAUCAAGAAGCAUAUCGAGGUACGGUAGUGAAUCCCUAUUGUCUGACGCUCAGUCACCCCAUUUUUCCUUCUCAUCCAACAGAAAAUAACUGACUCCAGACAGUUUAUGUUAGGAGAUAAAGACCCACCAUGUACACUAUUCAUAAUAAGAAUAACUAUUUAUAUGGCACCUUUCAUACAUGCAGCUCAAAGUGCUGUAUAUACAAAAAGGAAAGAAAUAUCUCUGUUUAAAACCCAAAGUGUGUUGUUCUCAGAUCCAGAACAGACGGUACGAUGCCAUCGUGAAGCGUCUCCACUGCCAACUGAUGAAGGCCCAGUCCGGCCACAGGCAGCUGUCUGAUGAUAUCUACCACAUGGAGAGAGAGAUCCAGGACCUCAAGAGACACCUUGAGGUGCCAUAA